AUGUCAGCCUUACAGUUCAGAGGGAAUCCAAACUACCGUGGAUCGCGUCCGAAUCCAUCAACUCCCACUGCAGACCGACCGCUGCUAUCUAGAAAGAGUGAUAGCACACCGGAAAAACUCCAAGGUGAAACCAAGACCAAACCUCCACGCAAGUUCGCCUCCUUGCUGGCUUCGAGCAAUAGCGAAGAAACCAAAAGGGACACGUCCGAUGAUGCCUCCGACACUGAGCGACCACACAAGAAGCGCAUAAUGAGUGUUGAUGAAUCCCAAGACCCUACACCAAUUUCAAACCCUUGCCCCUCUGUUCCGAGAUGGUCCAACCCGGAUCCUUACACUGCGAUACCCUUACGAAGCAAACAAACGAAUCAAAGGCUCGAUGUUGUCAAGCUGAUUCACAAACCAAGACUUGGCGAUAAAGCGAAGGCAGCUGAGACAGAUGAACUCAGGGAGAACUUGGAUUUCGUUUCCCUCAGCAUGAUAUCAGAAUCAGAGCAUCAGAGCAACGCUCCCGAGAACGCCUCCGAUAUCGCCCUCAAAGGGCCAACAAGCCAGGAAAAUGUGUACUCUGCCGACCCGAGUCGAAAGCGAACCCGGAGGGGUGCGAUCAAACGCCACGUUAGGAAGACCGGCAAGCCUACAAGCAAGUACAACUGCGACGGUUCAGUUAUCAAGGAGUGGAGACCACCGUCCCAAGAGACGGGUACGCCUUGGUUUGAGUCCACUCCGUCUUCCUUGCACAUAGAAUCUCAGUUAGAUCGCGAGAUUCUCAGCUUUUAUGACUGGGCCAAGCCACAGGAAUUUGGAAACGUUGUCCGUAGAGAUCUCGUCGAGCGAUUGAAGAUUGCAUUUCAAAGUCGAUACGCUGGCACUGAAAUUCAUGCUUUUGGCUCUUCUGCCUCUGGUAUCUACCUGCCUACCGCGGAUAUUGAUCUGGUACUACUGUCCGACAAUUUCAGACGCACAGGAGUGCGUUCAUUUGGUGAGAGGAAAGGAAAAAUAAACGCCAUUUCGGGCUUCCUGGAAAGUACCAAUAUUGCUGUUCCUGAUUCGAUCGAGUGCGUUACCCAUGCUCGGGUCCCGAUCCUGAAGUUCGUGGACCGGCUGACUGGGCUGCGUGUUGAUAUGUCCUUUGACAACAACAGUGGGUUGAUGGCCAACGAGACAUUUCAAACAUGGAAGGAGCAGUUCCCCAUAAUGCCCGUUAUUCUGUCAGUGGUCAAGCAGUUUUUGCUGAUCCGUGGCCUCAACGAAGUCCGGACUGGUGGACUGGGAGGCUUCUCCGUCACUUGCUUGGUCACAAGUCUACUCCAGCAUCUGCCCAAAGGACAUAUGCAGCUCAACCCGGGCAGCAUUCUCAUGGAAUUUUUCAAUUUCUACGGAAACAAGUUUCAAUACAAUCAAGCGGCAAUCUGUUUGGAUCCUCCGGGAUAUUUCAGCAAGAAAUCAUUUGGAACCCCCGAUCGUCUCACUAUUGAAGAUCCUAACAAUACGGACAACGAUAUCUCUGGCGGCACAAGGGCGAUCGACCUGAUUCUUCGCACCUUCACUAGUGCUCAUACCACCCUGAAAAAUCGUAUGGAACACCUCGCACUCGUCCGAGGCCCGAACAAGAGCAUUCUGGGGCCGAUCAUUGCAGCGAACUUCGAAAAAUACACCGAACAGCACAAUCAACUUCGUCGGGUCUUCAUGACAGAAAGCAGAUUCGCUGGGCACAGAGUGCCUCCACCGCCGCCGUCAGAACUUUAUCAUGAUAGCGGAGUGCAUUCCGCUCCCCCGCCGCUGCCCGCCGGGCCGCCGCCUAUAAGCCCUACCCUACCCCCGGUGCAACAACCCAUCAAUAAUGCAAGAUCAAGAUCCAAGGGCACGAGAGCCGAGCCAGAAGAUGUUUCCGAUGAAUAUUCUAGUGAAACGAAGCUAGUCAAACCCCGCAAAGGCCAAAUAGGACGACAAGCGCGUCGGUGGCGUGCCGCAAGAAUGAAAUACCUCAGGCCUGAUCUCAAGAAUCUCCCCAGCUCCAUCACUGUCAAACAGGCUCUUUGGCACGGCGGCUAUGCUACCAACGGGGAAAUGAAACGUGACUUGAGCUCGAGAGAACGGAGACAAGUCGCGGCCUGA
Molecule: messenger RNA, 2115 nt
Organism: Penicillium cosmopolitanum
Lineage: Eukaryota; Fungi; Ascomycota; Eurotiomycetes; Eurotiales; Aspergillaceae
Exons: 3
Coding region: 1-2115 (704 amino acids)
Biological process (GO): RNA 3'-end processing
Cellular component (GO): nucleolus; TRAMP complex
Molecular function (GO): mRNA binding; poly(A) RNA polymerase activity
Source: RefSeq, a predicted model, not a curated record